GAUACUCUCAUUAUGUGUACUCCGAGCGUGGACUACGCGUCUUAAUGUGUUCUCCCUCCCCAAGCAGUCGCACAGCGUUCACUGUGUGUGCAGGCAUUCUCACCACAGGUAACGCACACCAGACGCGACCAGUACACUUGUCAACUACCACCGAUACAUCCGCUGUACUCAUUCUCCUUGGGGAGGGCGUAGGACCUGGAGUGAAUCUGCGGAGUUGAAGGGGCACGGGCUCAGCUCGUUGUUGCAGUAAUGGAUUUCCGGGACGCUAGCAAGGUGAAUGUCAACAGACGAUGUCUUUACUUUUUAAUAUUCCUUCUUCUUAUUAUGCCAGUUGUAGUGGGUGUGUUGGUAUGGUAUUUUAUCCCGAAGUGUGACCAAAAUGAUCCUUCAUCGGAGAAGAUUUCAGGGGAUGGGUCCACCACACCAUCCGUUCCAACCACCCCUGGUUUCUCGGAAACAGAACCUUGGAAGAACCUCCGUCUACCCCGAUAUAUUGUACCUCUGCACUACGAUCUUACUCUGUACCCGGAUUUCUAUGACGAUAACGGGUGGUUUUAUGGAAAUGUUACAAUAGAAAUAAGAAUCAACAAGGACACGGACUAUGUGCUUAUUCAUUUUAAUUACCUCAACAUCACGAAAACUGAGCUCCGUGAAAAUAGCACAGGCAACCAGAUCGGCAUUAAGAGGACAUUUGCGUAUGCUGAAAACCAGUUCUGGGUCAUUGAAACAGCUGUGACAUUGAGGGAAGGUGCAAGUGUUAAACUUUCCCUUCAGUUUGACGGCUCGCUCACCAGAGCAAUUGUUGGCUUCUACAAAAGCAGUUAUGUCAACUCUGAGACGGGCCAGACAAGGAAUCUGGCAACAUCAAAGUUUGAGCCUGUCGAUGCGAGGAGAGCUUUCCCGUGUUUUGACGAACCUAAUAUCAAGGCUGCCUAUACCAUUACCCUCAUCCAUGAGCCGGACUACACCCCCUUGUCCAAUAUGCCUCCCAAGGAGUCCCAGCCGACCAAGGUGCCAUGGUCCCCUACCCUCGUAUCAACUCGAUUCCAGAGAUCUGUCAUGAUGAGCACCUACCUUGUCUGCUUCAUUGUCUGCGACUUCGACUACGUGGAAGACACAACAAGUUCAGGAACAAAGAUUCGUGUAUAUGCCACCCCCGACAAGAUCAACCAGACUCGCUACUCUCUGCAGAUCGGUAAACACUCGAUGGAGGAGUACGAGAGGCUAUUUAGAUUGCCUUACCCCUUGCCUAAGCAAGACAUGAUAGCGAUCCCUGACUUUGUGUCUGGAGCUAUGGAACACUGGGGUUUGAUCACGUACAGAGAGACCAACCUACUGUAUGACCCCAGCAAGGCCUCAUCGGCCAACAAACAGAGAGUUGCUGUGGUCGUGGCCCACGAAAUUGCCCAUCAGUGGUUCGGUAACAUCGUCACAAUGGACUGGUGGGAUGACCUCUGGCUCAACGAGGGCUUCGCGAGCUUCAUGGAGUAUCUGGGAGUGGACACGUACGAGCGGGACUGGGAUAUGAUGGCCCAGUUCGGCAUUGAGGAUCUACAGCCUGUGAUGGUGACGGAUGCUGGGCUGGAGUCACAUCCAAUUGUCGUCCCCGUGUAUAAGCCCACCGAAAUCAACGCCGUCUUUGACAGCAUCUCAUACAGCAAGGGCGCUGCCGUCAUCGCGAUGCUGCAGUCUAUUAUGGGAAAGGACAAAUUCUUUGAAGGAAUCGCACAAUAUCUGAAGAAAUAUGAGUGGGGCAACGCAAAGACUGACGAUUUGUGGCAAGCACUAGGGGAGGUUCCAGGGGCCCCGGAUGUCAAGCACAUUAUGGAUACGUGGACUCGUCAGAUGGGACUCCCUUACGUCAACGUGACAUUCCAGCCGUCGUCAAGCGGGGGCACGACUGUGAGAGCCGUGCAGAAACGUUACCUCUCAGACCCCAAAGCUCUGUAUGACGUCGACGAGUCGGAGUUCAAGUAUAAAUGGUACAUCUCCCUGAGUUACAUCACUUCCAAUGGAUCAACAGGGACCAAGAUAAUGGACAUGACGGAAGUUGAAACGAUUGAUCUUAACGUCGAUAUGACAGAUGAAUCUCAAUGGAUCAAAUUUAACGUCAACCAGACUGGCUUCUACAGAGUUACCUACCCUGAUGACAUUUGGAGAAGGUUUGCCACCGUCCUGGCUACAAGCAAUCCCUCUAACUUCCCAAUCUCCGUCGCCGACAGAUCUGCCUUUAUUAACGACGCGCUGAAUCUUGCACGUGCAGGCCUCCUAAACUACGAUGUAGCUCUACAGAUGACGUCAUACCUCGACAAGGAAACCAAUCACAUCCCUUGGGAGAGCGCCUACACCGGCAUGGCCUACAUCACAAAGAUGUUCAGAAGUGGGGGUAGCUUUGGCUUGUGGAGGCAAUAUGUGUUGGCCAAAGUAAAACCAGCCCUGGACCGACUAGGAUGGGAAGACACCGGCAGCCAUCUUGAUAAGUUAAUGAGAAGAAACCUCAUUGAGCUUGCAUGUGGACACGGCGAUGUAGAAUGUCUUGGUAAUGCCACUGCCAAAUUCAGGAACUGGCUAGAUAAUGGCGUGGAGAUAUCUCCCAACCUACGGCCACGUGUAUACAAAUACGGAAUGCGCAGCUCCGGAAGUGUCGCAGAUUGGGACAAAAUGUGGCAGAAGUACCAGACUGAGUCGGUGCCUCAGGAGCGAGUGAACUUCCUGUACGCUUUGGCUCAGACCAGAACAGUGUGGCUGCUCCAUAGGUAUCUGGACUAUGCAAAGAACGAGAGUAUUAUCCGCCAGCAGGAUUUCUUCUCCGUCAUGAGCUACGUCAACCUUAACCCUGUCGGUAACAACAUCAUAUGGAACUGGGCCAGAGAAAACUACGAUGAGCUGCUUGGCAGAUUCACCCUGUACUCCCGGUCCUUCGGCAGAAUGGUCCCAAACAUCAUCAAGAACUUUAACACUGAGUUUAAGCUGACUGAAGUUGAGGCGUUUUUCAAGCAGUACCCUGAAGCUGGUGCCGGCGACAGACCCCGCAAACAGGCUCUGGAGACCAUCAAGAGUAACAUCAACUGGAUGAAGACAUAUCAAGACACCAUCAUCAGCUGGUUACAAAAGAACAUGUAAAAAUGAUUAAUUUUAACCAGGGAUUCGGGUAUUGAUUUGUCUGAAAUUAUUCGUCAUGCACCAAGAAGGUUAAUGAGACUUGUCAACCUGUUUAUUGAAGAUUUAGGUGAGGAUGAUUGAUUAAACAUACUGCAUUGUUGAAAAUAAAAAAUAGAAAGAUUUUACCGCUUUGCGAGUAUCUUCAUGAGUCAAGCAGAAAUAACAGGCAUAUAGUCUUCACUGCUCUAUGAUAGUGCCUCUGUUUCACCAUCCAUUGAGAACUAUGUUGACAUGAUAGCCUAUAAUCUCUUAAUGUGUAAUGACAUUUGUGCCAUUACUUUCUGUAACACAAAUAGAUAUGUUCAGCAAAUUAAAACAGGUUUGCAAAAGAUUUGAGAAAAGACAAAAUGUAUUGAGAAAUCAGCAAGCACUUCAAAUUCCCCGAUUGUAACUGGUAAGUCGCAAUGUCUGGGACCUUGGUGAUUUUAUCAGUGAGGUUCCAUACGUAAAUGAUGGCGUUGAAUGAUCGGUUGUCUAUAAAAUACUUUAUUUGCUUUUCAAUGCCUGAGAACUGUUUCUGUGUUUGUUAUUUUCGAGUUCGAGUUUAUACUUAAAUGGAACGCCAUGAUUGAAUUUGGCAUGUUUCGAUGUGUGUUUUGGUUUGUGUUAUAUUUUACGUUUUAGACAUUAGAAAUUAUCAUUUUGCUUCAUAAUUUAAACAAUUCCAGUUUUGCCAUUGACAAAUAUUCCGCUACUGUACAGUUUUGAUGUAAUUUUACCAUUAAUGUCCCAAGUAUGUUUAUAUUAGAUAAGGUCUUAUACGUAUCAUACCCAUUAAAACACGAUAAAGCAAAUCUAAUAUAUUUUGAUGUACCUCUAACUAAAUGUCUAUGUAUGUGAGUCAGCUUAAUUAAAUAUGCAUUUCUUAGACUGUACUUUGUCUUGUAAAAUAUAUCAAUUUUCUUUGCAUGUUGUGACGAGCCCUCGUGUUUGUGGAGUCUUGGUUGGCUCACUUUGUAGUCAGUUGCAUACCUAAAGGAACAUUUAUAGAAUUUAUAUCAUUUUAAGUUGUUUUUUAAGUCCAUUAUCUUCAUGAAAAAAUAUUACAUGCGUUGUUAUGCCAGAUACCUCUGUAUAUUCUAGGAAUAUUGCACGUAAAUAUUCAGUGUUGUUUUAUAUUGUACAUCAUCAUUCUUCAUGCAUUGUAAAUAUUCAGACUGAGUUUUUUUGGAAGUGUAUCAUUUUAUACAUUUCAGUAUCCCCUGUAACAGUUUACGAAUAAAUGGCCUAAAUAACUAUG
This is a messenger RNA of Haliotis rubra (blacklip abalone), 4402 nucleotides long. RefSeq names its product glutamyl aminopeptidase-like. The coding region runs from base 250 to 3123 and encodes 957 amino acids. Gene Ontology annotation, cellular component: cytoplasm. NCBI's taxonomy places the organism in Eukaryota, Metazoa, Mollusca, Gastropoda, Lepetellida, Haliotidae. The transcript has 19 exons. Gene Ontology annotation, biological process: proteolysis; peptide catabolic process. Gene Ontology annotation, molecular function: metalloaminopeptidase activity; peptide binding; zinc ion binding. The record is from RefSeq and is a predicted model, not a curated record.